Octopus sinensis (East Asian common octopus) is the source of this 1206-nucleotide messenger RNA. RefSeq lists its product as uncharacterized. Gene Ontology annotation, biological process: telomere maintenance; DNA repair. NCBI's taxonomy places the organism in Eukaryota, Metazoa, Mollusca, Cephalopoda, Octopoda, Octopodidae. Gene Ontology annotation, molecular function: DNA helicase activity. The transcript has 2 exons. Bases 1 to 1206 code for a protein of 401 amino acids. The record is from RefSeq and is a predicted model, not a curated record.
AUGGUGGCGCAGGUUGCUCAGGAUGUGCCUAGACUUUUGGAAGUACAGAGAAUUGAAUACAACAGGUUCCUCGCAAGUAUUAAUUCCAACGAAGGACAACAUUUUUCUUGGAUGCUCCCGGCAGAACCGGAAAAAACUUUUCUCAUGAACCUCCUACUAGCCAAAAUUCGUCAGGAAAAUGGGAUUGCCAUAGCGGUUGCAUCCAGCGGCAUCGCAGCAACUCUACUUCAUGACGGUCGUACGGCACACUCAGCAUUCAAAUUACCACUAGACUUGACCAAACAGGGAAAUCCAACUUGCAAUGUUAGUCGCGGCUCACCCAUGGGGAAUCUUCUCACUGAGUGCAGCCUUAUCAUUUGGGAUGAGGAAGCCAUGUGUUAUAAGGCAGUAUUUGAGGCGCUCGAGCGGUUUCUUCAAGACCUGAGACGGAAUAUGAGAGUGAUGGGUGGAGUGAUUGUUCUGCUUGCUGGCAACUUCCGACAAACUCUACCUGUCAUUCCACGGCGGACAAGAGCUGACGAGGUAAAUGCUUCCAUAAAAUCAUCCUACUUAUGGCACCACAACGAGAAACUUCACCUGACUACGAACAUGAGAGUUCAAAUGUUUGGCGACGAAAAUGCGGCCACAUUCUCGGCGCAGCUUCUCGAUGUUAGUAAUGGAACUGUAGCUGGCGAUACUGAUGGUUUCAUCCAUUUACCAUUUAGUAACUUCGUGCCUAACGUAGAUGAUUUGAUUUCUGCAGUUUUUCCUGACAUUGCAAGCCAAAUCCUUCACAAAACUUGCCUACAAGGAAUAGCAAUUUUGGCGCCUCACAAUAAAACAGUCGACGCUAUCAAUAAUAAAGUUUUUGAUCUGCUUCCUGGAGAAAAACUCUCUUUCAAGUCCAUUGACACGCAUGAAAACCCGGAGGAUAUAUCCGUUUUCACAACGGAAUUUCUUAAUUCCCAAACGCCCACAGGACUUCCAUCUCAGGAACUCCAUCUCAAGGGAAGACGUUCGAGGAAAAUGACCGGUUCUGUGAUUCGCGAAGUAUUGAAGUUUUCUCGACAACAAUGCACCUAUCACCUCACUCGUGAGUUUCUUGCCAAAAACAACAUGCUAUUGCCUCUGCACCUGCUCUAUUAUCCAGAUUUACCACCUGCUGACUUGCAUCUGUUCCUCAAGAUGAAAAAUCAGCUCAGGGGUCGAGAUCAAGAGCGAAUUUAA